Molecule: messenger RNA, 938 nt
Organism: Symbiodinium sp. CCMP2456
Lineage: Eukaryota; Dinophyceae; Suessiales; Symbiodiniaceae
Source: the annotation of a GenBank genome assembly
AUGCCGCAGAAGAUUGUGGUCGAUGCCGGCAUCCCGCGGGAGCCCCUGCUCCCUUUCCUCAAGGGGCACUUUUGGGACCAAGGUCAGCGCUACAAUUUGGUCAGCACGGGAGGCCCUUUACGUUGGCCGCUACGCGACGGUGAUGGGGUUCAAGAAUGCAAAGUCUGGGAUCCUCGAGGCCCACCUGGAAGCGUUCGUGUGUUGACUGCGGAAGAAGUCUGGGCGUGCCAGGGUCGUUCGAAUGAGGCGUGGCAGGCGCUGCGGGCGGCGGGCGCUUCACCCGCUACGAUCCUCGCUGAGGGCUCCCGCGCAACUGGCGGACAAACGGCAGCAGCUUUGGUACUGAUGGCGGCCUACAUCGCGGAUGGUGGGGCCAGAGCUGGGGCGGGCUACGACGUUUUCGAUGACGAGAACGUCAACAAGCUGUUGAGCUGGCUGCGUCGAUGGAAACGCGGGUUGACGAAGGGGAGAACGAGCGACGGGCUGGUGGUGGUGAUCCCUGGGCCCGUCAUGUUCAUGAGGGAGAUGAUCAAGGGGAACGGCAUCUUCUACACGAUUCGGGGCUACCAGAAGGGAUCCAGCAACAUUCGGGACGACGCCCCCAAGUCGAGGGGCAUCUCCUACACGACUCAGCGCUACCAGAAGGGGUCCACCAACACCCCGGACGACGUCUCCCAGGGGGACGGCAUCGGGUACACGAUUCGGAGCUACCACAAGGGGUCCACCAACAUCAGGAACGACUUCUUCCAGGGGGACGGCAUCUUGUACACGAUUCAGAGCUACCAGAAGGGGUCCACCAACAUCAGGAACGACUUCUCCCAGGGGGACGGCAUCUUCUACACGAUCCAGAGCUACCAGAAAAGGUCCACCAACAUCAGGAACGACUUCUUCCAGGGGGGCGGCAUCUUCUACACGAUCCAGAGCUACCAGAAAGGGUG